This is a messenger RNA of Diorhabda sublineata, 573 nucleotides long. RefSeq lists its product as uncharacterized. The transcript has a single exon. Lineage: Eukaryota; Metazoa; Arthropoda; Insecta; Coleoptera; Chrysomelidae. The record is from RefSeq and is a predicted model, not a curated record. Bases 1 to 573 code for a protein of 190 amino acids.
AUGGGCAACAAAAGAGUUGGUAUGGUGUGCUACGCCGAUGAUGCAGCAGUCAUCGCCGAAUCAGAAAACGACCUACAGAGAGAACUCUUCCAGUUUUUCUUGAUAAGCCGCCAACUCAAUAUGAACAUUUCUAUCAGCAAAACCAAAUGUAUGACAAUCGCGAAGGAUCCGCUCAGAUGUAAGCUGGUGGUGGAGGACAAUCCCAUAGAACAAGUGAUGCAAUUCAGAAAUCUGGGCACAGACAUAUCAAGUACCCCCGACCCAGUUAAAGACCCAAGAAGCCAGAUUAACAAAGCAUCCGCACUAUCAGGAUACCUGCGAGAUAUAGUCUGGUCCAACCCGUACAUGCGCAAAGAUAGCAAAAUUAGAAUCUACAAGACUUUUAUCAGACCCAUCAUGACGUACGGCACGGAAGUCCAAGAGGACACCAACAAGAAGAAACAAAUGCUAAGGGUGGCUGAGAUGAAAACACUAAUAGUGGGGAAAACAAGAAGAGACGGAGUAAGAAACACAGAUGUCAAAGAGCAAGCAGUGCGGGAUACAAGACAUUGUAAGAUGAGGAAGACAACGUAA